Peronospora matthiolae is the source of this 645-nucleotide messenger RNA. The record is from the annotation of a GenBank genome assembly. Lineage: Eukaryota; Oomycota; Peronosporomycetes; Peronosporales; Peronosporaceae.
AUGGGUCGUCCGCAACGUAGAAAGGCGCGUGCACAUGGCGUGGCCGCACACUCGAGCGACUCUUCUCGCCUUCGAAAGAUGCAAGAAACCGGAGACUCCCUCGGUGCUGCGGCCGUCGCUGCGACAUUCGGCAGCGACGACCUCUCAAAUUUGCUGGGCGACAACCAGGCGGACCACGACGACGAGGCCACGACGGAAGCGCAGAGCUUGAGCCGCGGCCAACGCAAGCGUCUGAAGCGGCGCGCUGCGUUUAUGCGCAAGAUGGGAAUGGUGUCGCGCGUGGCGCAGGAGCAGCAGCGGGAGACGGAGACGCAGACGCACGGCGCGUUCGCUGACUUGGACGAGCUGCAGACGUCGCUGUUUCAAGCUGAAGAGGACACGGAGAGGAAGAAGAAGGGGAAGGGGUUGGCAGAUCGGAAGUCGACGAAGAAGGCGCUGAGCGGGCGGCAGCGCCAGAAGCUGGCGGUGCGCGAGUUGGGCCAGCUGAAGGCCGUGCAGACGCACUCGGGAUUCCAGACGGACCCGUUCGCGGCGAUUCAGGUCCAUCUGCUGAACACGGUCGUGCAGGCCAAUCAGGAGUUGCUGCAGAAGACCGAGGCCAAGCAGAAACGAGGUGCUUUGAGCAUGGACGUCGAGGCGGUCUAG